Colius striatus (speckled mousebird) is the source of this 357-nucleotide messenger RNA. RefSeq names its product feather keratin 4-like. The transcript has a single exon. Gene Ontology annotation, molecular function: structural constituent of cytoskeleton. Gene Ontology annotation, cellular component: intermediate filament. The record is from RefSeq and is a predicted model, not a curated record. Bases 1 to 357 code for a protein of 118 amino acids. Lineage: Eukaryota; Metazoa; Chordata; Aves; Coliiformes; Coliidae.
AUGUCGUUCUGCAGCCAGCAGCUCAGCUCCCGCUGCUUCCCCCCCUGCGAGGUGUCCUGCUGCCAGCCCAUCGCCAACGCCUGGAGCCAGCCCUGUGUCACCUCCUGCGGGGACUCCCGGGCUGUGGUCUACCCACCCCCCGUGGUCAUGACCUUCCCAGGCCCCAUCCUCAGCUCCUGCCCUCAGGAGAGCAUAGUGGGCAGCUCAACACCAUCCAGUGUUGGGAGCUGGUUUGGAUCCACGAGCUCUCUGGGUCCCACUGGUUCCUAUGGCUCUAGGAGCUUGUACAAUUAUGGGAGGUCAUAUUCGUCCUAUGGAUCCAGUAGUUAUGGUUUUGGGAGCUGCAGACGAUGUUAA